Didymella exigua CBS 183.55 is the source of this 2528-nucleotide messenger RNA. RefSeq names its product lysyl-tRNA synthetase. Gene Ontology annotation, cellular component: cytoplasm; cytosol. Gene Ontology annotation, biological process: lysyl-tRNA aminoacylation. The coding region runs from base 67 to 2181 and encodes 704 amino acids. The record is from RefSeq and is a predicted model, not a curated record. The transcript has 14 exons. NCBI's taxonomy places the organism in Eukaryota, Fungi, Ascomycota, Dothideomycetes, Pleosporales, Didymellaceae. Gene Ontology annotation, molecular function: lysine-tRNA ligase activity; tRNA binding; ATP binding.
UUCGAGUCACCGAGCGACUUCUCAGAUUCACCACAACACGACCAAUUUUGCAGUUGAGCGUUGAUCAUGGCCGACUCAAACCCCCCCGCGCAGCCCGCUGCCGCCGCAGCAGAAGACACGGCGAAUCUGCACAAAGAUCCCGUCACUGGCGAGAUGAUCUCCAAGUCUGAAUUGAAGCGACGCACCAAGCAGCGAGAGGUAGAGAAGAAGAAGGCCGAAAAGGCGGCCGCUCUGCCUGCGCGCCCCAAGACCGAGAAGAAGGAGGAGGUCGAGCUGAACCCCAACCAAUACUUUGAGAUUCGGUCGAACAAGAUCCAAGCCCUGAAGGAAUCCAAGGAAAUCAACCCAUACCCCCACAAGUUCCACACCAACACGCGACUGCCGCAGUUUCUGCUCGAGCACAAGGAACUGACCAGGGGCCAAGAAGCGAAGGAGGUAGAAUGCAGGCUCGGCGCUCGUGUGAUGAGCGUGCGUGUAUCGAGUGCGUCGCUCCGCUUCUACGUCGUCAAGGCCGAAGGAAAGACUGUCCAGGUCAUGUGUCAGCUACAGAACGCGAAGGGUGACGUGCCCUACGAGAAGCAGCACGAGAACAUUCAGCGUGGAGACAUCAUUGGCAUAGUCGGAUGGCCUGGUGUCACUGCACCCAAGAACCGCCCAGAUGGUGGAGACCUUAGCAUCUUUGCUCAAGAGAUCAUCCUGCUGACGCCUUGCUUGAGGAUGUUGCCUACCGAGCAUUUCGGAUACAAGGACCAAGAACAGCGCCACCGCAACCGCUUCCUCGAUCUCAUCAUGAACGACUCAACACGGGAGACAUUCAUUACCCGAACCAAGAUCGUCAAGGGAAUCCGCCAGUACCUCGACGAGCGCGAUUUCCUCGAAGUCCAGACACCCAUGAUGAACAAGAUGGCUGGUGGUGCCACAGCCAAGCCGUUCAAGACAUACCACAACGAGCUGGACAUGGAGCUCUACCUCCGCAUCGCACCCGAGCUGUACCUGAAGGAGCUUGUAGUGGGUGGUCUCGAUCGCGUUUACGAGAUCGGCCGCCAGUUCAGAAACGAAGGAAUCGACCUCACACACAACCCCGAGUUCACGACCGUCGAGUUCUAUCAGGCGUACGCAGACUACGAAGAUGUAUUGCAAAUGACGGAGGAAAUGGUGUCUGAGAUUGUCUUCAAAAUUAAGGGAUCAUACGAGACGGUCUACCACACACAAACCGGCGAAGAGUAUCGAGUGGAUUGGUCUCGUCCAUGGAGGAGAGUUGAAAUGAUCCCUGCGUUAGAGGAGGCAACCAAGGAGAAGUUCCCCCCUGCGGAUCAGCUGCACACCGACGAGACCAACGCAUUCCUCAAGAAGGUGCUCGAGAAGAUGAACAUCCAGUGCUCAGAGCCCCGCACCAACGCCAGGAUGAUCGAUAAGUUCAUCGAGGAAACUGCCAUCAACCCAACAUUCAUCACGGGUCACCCGGAGGUCAUGUCACCGCUCGCCAAGUACCAUCGCGAUAUCCCCGGUCUCUGCGAGCGCGCCGAGGCUUUCGUCUGCAAGAAGGAGAUUGCAAAUUUCUACACGGAGUUGAACGAUCCCUUUGUCCAGGCUCAACGCUUUGCAGAGCAGGAUCGCCAGAAAGCGCAGGGAGAUGACGAGGUCCAUGGCAGUGAUCCCAAGUUCAUAGAAUCCUUGGAGAUCGGCCUUCCACCUACAGGUGUUGAUAGGUUUGUUAUGUUUUUGACCGACAACUACUCGAUCAAGGAGGUCCUGACCUUCCCCUUCAUGAAGGACAUCGAGGAGACCAAGAAGACAGCCGCUGAGGUUGUGGAGCUCGAGUCCAAGCCGGUGGAGGGAAUCGCCUUUAGUAGACUGCUCUCUUGUCCUGAACUCUGUUGCAAACCAAGGAAGAACAUUUCUUGCAAUAAGUCUACGCAGAAAGGCUACGGAGAGAUAUUCGAUGCGGAUCUCGACGAGCAAAGCGUUCGGGCCAAUGUCCUGGGCCAUAGCUUGAUCUUCAUGCGUGGUAUCGACAGUGACGCAGCUCUUGGUGUCCGAGAACACGGUCCCCCUUCACUGCCAGUCAGCGGCGUCGAAGAAGUCGAUGCCGAAGAACACAGCAGCGUUGAUGCAGCCAUGCGGGCUGCGACGGGGGAUGGAGCGGAUAAAAAGCUCGUAUCUGGCACAUCGAUCGUGUAGCUAACCAAAAAGGGUACGUUGUGGAAUCAAGUGCAGGUAUCAGAGGGAUGUUCCAUGAGCUUAGAGGGAAGUCGAUAAUGCAGAGGCCGUCCAGUAAGAUGAUGCUGCGUCAAUCUGCUCGAGCAAGACUGCCGACUGCGUUGAUACCUGUCACGACACCGCAGCCUUGGGAGCCGCGUUCCCCAGCGGUUUGCUGUAGUCGACCGUAACGAUCUGAACUCAGCAAAGGGUUGGUCGGCGAAGGUAAUGGGUAUCUAUCUCUGCCAUUGAAGAACGAUGUGUAAACAAGAAGAAAAUUUGUACAGACACCGCGGAUGCUCCAGAUUACCGCCUGAUCGAAUACCAUC